CCAACUCCCAUUAGAGAUCUUCUCCAGUAUGCUAGAUAAUUCCUGAAGAAGCUUCCAGACACGCUGCAUUUUCCCUGUCAAACAUCCAAAUAAACAAUCUACAAAAUAGAGGUAAUCCACAGUUGAGCGUGAAGAUUUGAUUAGAGAAAAUGGCGUCCUUCUUUGGCGACCCUAUUCGGCGAUUAUUAUGGAGUCCGGCCAUCUACUACCACACUCCUCCCGGCUCUGCUGCUCUCCUCGAUUGGCUGGAGUCCCCAACGGCUCACAUCUUCAAGAUCAAUGUCCCAGGGUAUACAAGGGAGGAGAUGAAGGUACAAGUGGAAGAGGGGAACAUAUUGGUAGUGAAGGCGGAAGGGGGUAAAGACAGAUUUCACGAGAAAGAGAAAAAUAAAGAGUUAGUUUGGCAUGUGGCGGAGAGGGGCGGAGGAAAGGGAGAUUUUUCCCGGGUAAUAGAGCUGCCGGAAGGCGUGAAGACAGACCAAAUUAAGGCUCAAGUGGAGAAUGGUGUGCUUACAGUGAUUGUGCCCAAAGAUACUUCAAGCUCCAGCAGGCAGUCAAAAAUCAGAAACAUAAAUAUCGCCACCAGCAAGCUCUGAUGCUCCCUAUAUACUCGUAUUUUUAUAGUUAGUGUCAUUCACUGGUUCAGUAUAAGAAAUUGAUGGUGGCUUGUUGGUCAUAUGUAGUAUAUUCACUGUGCAAAGGGAUAAAAGUCCAGGAGCCCUCAUAUAUCCUUUUAAUAAAUGCAUAUGUAUUUUAUAUUAUCAUCAUAUUUGCUGUAUUUGUUGAUUAGAAAUGUAUUGACAUCUUCUAAAUAAUAGCAAUACAUUUAUCAAAUCUACUUUUCUGUUCGUGUGCAUUGAUUAUCCCAACUGUCCAUCUAUCUGUACAUCAAUUACGGAGUAUAAUUUAUACUCAUCUGUUCUAUUGAAUGUGCAUCACUUUAUCAUUGAGAAUUGC
This is a messenger RNA of Cuscuta epithymum, 957 nucleotides long. The record is from the annotation of a GenBank genome assembly. Lineage: Eukaryota; Viridiplantae; Streptophyta; Magnoliopsida; Solanales; Convolvulaceae.